AUGAACGAGAAGACGACUGAACAGACUAGCAGCGCAUUGAGACCACCCUUCUCCUCUCGUCCGAUUCCACCUCCCUCCACGGCUGCCAACUCCAGCAACCCCACAGCACGUGAACUCGUGCAUCAAAAUGGUCAUAUCGACCCCAACCAGGGUCACGCUUUGGCAAGCGGGCAGCCUGUGCUGGACUCAGUCACAACCAUACCGCUAACGCCGGAAGACUCUCUUCCAACCAUAAGCGGCAGGAACAACGAGGCAUACCUUGCCAACGAUGACCCUCGCCAGUUCUUGAAACACGAUCUCGAUCUCUCGCGCCUCAAUCGCAUACAUGGACACCUAUGGAUGGCAGGCCGGCCGAUGCGCGCUAGACCGUUGCACAGAUACAGGAUGCUGGGCAUGGAAGUGCUAGGCACACAACAAAUGGAUCUACAUUUGUUGAAAUAUUCAAACAAACUGCUAGUCAAGCCACUGCCAGAGUGGAUGCUCAGCUAUGACUUUUGGAGAGAGCAUAUCUGUCAACCAGGCGAUGCUGAUUCUAACAACAAUAUCAAGAGAGAAGAAGGCUGGCUGUGGAAGAGUGCCGCAGGAUUUUUGGUGAGCUAUGUGUGGCUCAUCACUACACCACUCGACUUGAAGAUUGCACACGAAUGCACGCUCCUGCCAAGUUUCAUAACUUGGCACUGGUGGAAAGAUUUUGUGAGGGAUUUCAUGCACCAUGUGGAUAUCAACACGCUACAUCAGGUGAAUAAGCGGUAUCAGUUCGGCGAUUUGAGGUUGGGAAGAAUCAACAGCACCUAUCGGAUACGGUAUGCACAUACGCACUUUGUAAGAGGAUAUCUAUACGGAUACAAUCGCUACGUGAUCUUCUUCCAGCGAAACUUCUCUUGGAUCCUUAUCGUAUUCGUCUUCUUCAGUCUCGUCCUUUCCGCUAUGCAAGUCGGUUCAGGCCUCAAAGAACUCGAAGAUAACUAUGCAUUCCUUCGCGCCAGUUAUGUUUUCGUUGUGUUUAGCAUGAUUUCCGUAGUUGCUGUGCUUGCAUUUGUGACUAUCGUCUUUAUCGGCAUCUUUCUCUUCAACAUGGUAAAAGCGAUUGCGCACGCGGCAAGUGAGCCAAAGAAGAGGACAAAAGCAGCCGAGCAGAAGCAAGAGGCGGGUAAGAAUGUAUGA
Molecule: messenger RNA, 1164 nt
Organism: Alternaria arborescens
Lineage: Eukaryota; Fungi; Ascomycota; Dothideomycetes; Pleosporales; Pleosporaceae
Exons: 4
Coding region: 1-1164 (387 amino acids)
Source: RefSeq, a predicted model, not a curated record